GGCAACAUCUCUGCUCAGUUGUUUUGGUUCUUGCUUUAUGGUGUGUUAGGGAAAGAGAGGGUGAAAAUGAAGCUCGAAGGCCAAUUGAAGGAGUUCACCAUCAUUGGGCGCAAGCUGCCCACAAAGAUUGACACUAAUCCCCAGCUCUACAAGAUGCGGAUUUUUGCUCCCAACAUAAUUGUGGCAAAGUCGCGCUUCUGGUAUUUUUUGAGCAAGCUCAGGAAAGUUAAGAAAUCCAGUGGAGAGAUUGUUCAAGUCAAGCGGGUGCACGAGCCAGAACCAACCAAGGUGAAGAACGUGGGUAUCUGGCUGCGCUAUGACUCGCGUUCAGCAACGCACAACAUGUACAGAGAGUACCGUGACCUGACCAUGGCUGGUGCCGUCACUCAGUGCUAUCGUGACAUGGGUGCUCGUCAUAGAGCUCGUGCUCACAGCAUCCAGAUCAUGAGAGUGGAGGCGAUCGAACCAAAGAAGUGCAGGCGGCCACACACUCUGCAGUACAUCAACAAGAACCUGCGCUUCCCCAAGCUGUACAAGCGCACCAACGACCCUACCAAGCCUCGUAUCCGCCACAAGAUCCCUCAGCUCGCCGUGUUCUAAAUACAGGCUGGUCUCGGGUG
Molecule: messenger RNA, 620 nt
Organism: Hyalella azteca
Lineage: Eukaryota; Metazoa; Arthropoda; Malacostraca; Amphipoda; Hyalellidae
Gene: RpL18A
Product: 60S ribosomal protein L18a
Exons: 4
Coding region: 67-600 (177 amino acids)
Biological process (GO): translation
Cellular component (GO): ribosome; cytosolic large ribosomal subunit
Molecular function (GO): structural constituent of ribosome
Source: RefSeq, a predicted model, not a curated record